AUGCCUUUGCUGUUCAUCUUCAAGUCUGAUCAAGACUGCCUGCAUUCAUUACUUGAGCGGCAACGCACACAGGAAGUGUUGCACAUUGCUCCUACAGCAUGCAGCAAGAGCGAAAGCUCUGAGAAGGGCUCACACAGCAGACCAGAAUCGGUGGAGGCUAGCCCUGUGGUGGUGGAAAAGUCCAGCUACCCACACCAGAUCUACAGCAGCUCUCAGCAUUCCCACAGUUACAUUGGCCUGCCUUACGCUGACCAUAACUAUGGGGCACGGCCCCCACCCACUCCACCGGCCUCCCCUCCCCCCUCCAUGUUGAUCCGACAAGGAGAGGGGGGGUUGUUUGUUCCAGGGGGCCAGGACGAAGCAUCCAGGGGCACCACGCUCAGCACCUCAGAGGAUGGCAGCUACGGGGCUGACAUCACCCGCUGCAUCUGUGGCUUCACCCACGAUGAUGGCUACAUGAUCUGCUGUGACAAGUGCAGUGCAUGGCAGCAUAUAGACUGCAUGGGCAUCGACAGGCAGAACAUUCCUGAGACCUACCUGUGUGAACGCUGCCAACCACGACACCUGGACAGAGAGAGGGCCAUCCUGCUGCAGACCAGGAAACGGGAAUGUUUGUCUGAUGGGGACACCAGUGCUACAGAGAGUGGAGAUGAAGUUCCCCUAGAGCUCUACUCCACCUUCCAACACACACCUACCAGCAUCACUCUCACCACUGGGCGCCUUGGCAAUAGGCAGCCUGAUAAAAAACGCAAAAAGAGUGGUGACAAAGAGCCUCCAGCUUCCUCUGCCCGAGCUAAAAAGGCCUUCCGAGAAGGAUCCAGAAAGUCCUCCAGAGUAAAGGGUGCAGCUCCAGAGCAGGAGCCGACCGAGCACCCGUCUCUGUGGGAGAACAAGAUCAAAACGUGGAUGGAGCGCUACGAGGAGGCCAGCAGCAAUCAGUACAGUGAGGACGUCCAGGACCUGCUGCGUGUUAAAGAGCAAGGCGACGGCAAGAGCCUGGCAUACAACACGCACCCUGCCUCUUUCAAACCGCCUGUGGAGAGUCAAAUUCAGAAAAACAAGAAAAUCCUCAAGGCGGUGCGAGACUUGGCCCCAGACUCCCUCAUCAUCGAGUACAGGGGGAAGUUCAUGCUUCGACAGCAGUUUGAGGCCAACGGAUACUUCUUCAAGAGGCCAUACCCCUUUGUUUUGUUUUAUUCAAAAUUUGAUGGACUGGAGAUGUGUGUGGACGCUCGCAGCUUCGGCAAUGAGGCACGCUUCAUCCGUCGCUCCUGCACCCCCAAUUCUGAAGUGCGGCACGUCAUUGAGGAUGGGAUGCUGCAUCUGUACAUCUACUCAUUGAGGCCUAUCAUCAAAGGCACAGAGAUCACCAUUGGUUUUGAUUACGACUAUUGCAACUGUAAAUACAAGGUAGACUGUGCCUGUGUGAAGGGGAACCAGGAGUGCCCGGUGCUCAAGCACAACCUCGAGCCCACAGAGAACCUGGGCUCUGGAGGCCGGCGCCGAGGGAGUCGCAAGGACAGAGAGACGGUCCGGGACGACCUGGGCCAGAACCAGAACAUGGGUUUGGACGGCGAGGGGAAGAGCAAGAGCGUAUGUGACGGCAAACAAAGGAAACUCUCUCCUCUCCGCCUCUCCAUCUCCAACAACCAGGAUCCUGAGUUAUAUGAGGAUCUAGAAGACAAAACCUCCGUUAGCAAUGAAGUAGAGAUGGAAUCAGAGGAGCAGAUUGCAGACAGGAGGAGGAAAAUGGCCAACCCAGCGGAGCAGUCCCAUCUCCCUGUCGGGGCGGCUGCCAGCUGGAUAGGACUGAAACACAAGGAGACGCGAGAAGAGAGGAAGAUGGAGGCCAUCCUGCAAGCCUUUGCGCGAAUGGAGAAGAGGGAGAAACGCAGAGAGCAGGCCCUGGAGAGAAUCGGCACGGUCAAGCCGGAGCUCGGGGGUCGCAGUGACAUCAAGGAGGAGCCUCCAGCCACACCGGAGAUGGCAGAUUCUCCAGCUUUCAUGCAGCCACUUCUGGAGGUCAAGGAGGAGCCAGGGUUAAAGCCAGCCAAGGUCAAAAGCUCGAGGAACAGGAAAAGUUUUUCAAGGAACCGAACACACAUUGGCCAGCAGCGCCGGCGAACUCGCACCAUCAGCACCUGUUCGGACUUGGCACCUGGCUCUCCAACCGAGUCUUUGGAGCCUAUGUCCAACGAAGGCAUGGAAGGAGAGAUGCCCUCUGCACCGGAGCCAGAGUCCCUUCCAGCCGAAGCACCGGACAGCAGCCCUCCACACAGCAGCUCACCUGCACCCGACAGACACCGCAUGGGGGGCAAGAACUUCAAAUCUAAGAAGCACUUUGUAAGUGAGUGGGUGGGAGAGAAGCAGCAGGAGUGUGGGGCACGAACCCCAGAGCCGGCCCCUGAGAGGCCGCUGAGAAUAAGCAGCGACCCUGAAGUACUCGCCACGCAGCUCAACGCCCUGCCAGGCAUGGCAUGCUCUCCGCAGGUCUACAGCACGCCCAAACACUACGUCCGCUUCUCGUCCCCGUUCCUGGCCAACCGCAGCCCCACCACUCCCGGAGUCCCAACUGGGAGACGGCGUUCCAGGGAACUGCCUGAAACACCGCCAACCACUGGCUCCUGCAAGAAGCGAUGGUUGAAGCAGGCUCUGGAGGAGGAGGGCUCCCCCAGCCCGGCCAGAGGGCCCAGUCUCCUCAUGCCCUGUGAGGGUCCUCUCAGCCCCUCCAUUAACGGAGACUCUGACAGUCCCCUACCUUACAAUGGCACCUGCUUACUACCGGAGUUGCCGACUCCUUUGAAAAAGCGGCGGUUGAGUCCGUUAGAUGCCUGCAUGUCGGAGAGCUCGACUCCCUACGGCUCCCCUUGUGCCACGCCCACCAGGGCAGAACAACUGGAGGCACCCGUCACCCCCAUCUUACUGGCUACCCCACCACGUCCCCGAACAGAGGAGCCGAGUACAGAACCCCUGCCCAGUACCCCAACACAGACAUUUAAUGCUCUUCAGGAGAGUGACUCUUCAGUGGAAAGCUCCCCCGAGGUCAGCCGGAAACCCAGUGUGCAAGAGGCCGAUCGUCCUCCUUCGUUGGUCUCCUCUCCCUCUGCUAGGACUCACAGUACAGACGGACUCCCAGCAGAAACCAAGGUGUCGGUUCCUGAGAGUCCCCAGCCUCCUGCUGCUGAGCCUGUGGACUGUGGAGAGGACAGGGCAGAUGGUGUGGUUGUCGAGGGCAGCAGUGAUGCUUCCUCAUCUGCAGAAACAUGUGCUUCCUCUUCUAUCUUAUGGAUAAAAAGCCCAGAGAGAGUCACGACUGGACCAGCUGGCCUGAACUUCUCUCCAGUCAACUCGAACUUAAGGGACCUCACCCCCUCUCACACCCUGGAGCCUCUGGUGACUCUUUUCAGGCCUGAGGCUGCAGCUGGGGCUGUAGCAGGGCCCGCAGCAGCAGCAGCAGCAGCAGCUGUGUCAUUGGUUGUCUCUCAGACACCCUUCAUUGAGGGCCAGGGGCCGCUCUUUUACCCCUGCAUGGAGGAGGGAAGCGCACUCGGCUUCUCACGCUCACUGAACGGGGACGGCUCUGGUGAGGCGGGGGGGUCAUCACAGAACCCCCCACAGAAGAAAAAGGUUUCCCUGCUGGAAUACAGGAAGCGUCAGCGUGAAGCUCGUCGCAGCGGCUCCAAGACCGAGUGCAGCUCUCCUGUUUCCACCAUGCUACCUUUGACCGUGGAAGCCUUCCCUGUCGCGCAAGAGAUCGCCAGUGAACCUCCUCCCCCCCCACCUGCUCCCACUCCUCCCUGCAACACCCCCCCUGUAAAGGAACCCCAGACAAGUGAGGAGGCAGAGGAAGAGGCACUGGCACCGGGAGAGAAAGGAGAGCAGGAAGGAGGAGAAGGACAGUGGACGUCGUCCACUUCCGUAGAGCAGGCUAGAGAGCGCAGCUACCACCGGGCUCUGCUGCUCAGCAAAGACAAAGACACAGAUGGGGAAACGGAAGGUGGAGAUACACCUGCACUUACAGACUGCCUAUCUCCGACCCUUCAAAAGACCCCCACCCACACACCCUGCUCCCCCGGUCCUCUCGCCCAGCCUCCCAGCCGCACAGUGAAGGAGGAAGACGCCGACAGUCAGCCCCGGACCCCCAAUCCGACCAGCCAGACCCCCAGCAAGCCCGCGGCCCCCAAGCCAGCUCCUGUAACCCCCACCAAGCUGCAUCCGACCCCGCUACCCUCCUCCCCCGUCCACUACCCUGGACCCUCUCUACUUCACUCGCCUCAGCCUCAGGGCUCUCCGUACCGCAGCCAGAGGGCGCUGUUCCCCGCCCAGCCUCAGAGCCAGCCCCCCCCUCAGGCUCAGACUGGCCUCACUCCUUUCCCCCAGUAUAACGCGGAGAGUGCCCCCCCACCGCCUCCCCCUCCUCCACCAGCACCCUCCGCCUCCACGGCAUAUUUCCCCACUCAGAGCCCCUCAGCGGCCGGACCUUUCUCCGUGUUUAAACCUGCCGUCACAGCCCCUUACCCCCCUGGCUCGCAGCCCCUGAUGCAGACUAUCCCCCUCAGCGUGCACUACCAGAGCGCAGCCACCUUAGGAGCUUUUCAACCGGCGUUGAUGCACCCGGGUGCCGCCGCCAACCCCUCAGUGCCCCAAUGCUCGUACCCCCCAGCCCUUCAGCAGACAGGACUGCCUCCACCUCCCCCUCCUCCUCCCCAACAGACUCAACAAGGCCAGGCCCAGGUCCCUGCCUCCCAGAUGCCUUCUGGGACUCGUGGAGCCCCUGCGUCCUCGGCCCCCUUCCACAGCUCGGGGUACCUGAGCACAGGGUGGCACUGA
Molecule: messenger RNA, 4830 nt
Organism: Notothenia coriiceps (black rockcod)
Lineage: Eukaryota; Metazoa; Chordata; Actinopteri; Perciformes; Nototheniidae
Gene: kmt2e
Product: lysine (K)-specific methyltransferase 2E
Exons: 26
Coding region: 1-4830 (1609 amino acids)
Biological process (GO): regulation of DNA-templated transcription
Cellular component (GO): Set3 complex; Rpd3L-Expanded complex
Source: RefSeq, a predicted model, not a curated record